This is a messenger RNA of Phialemonium atrogriseum, 2767 nucleotides long. RefSeq lists its product as uncharacterized. Bases 355 to 2514 code for a protein of 719 amino acids. Lineage: Eukaryota; Fungi; Ascomycota; Sordariomycetes; Cephalothecales; Cephalothecaceae. The transcript has 3 exons. Gene Ontology annotation, molecular function: RNA polymerase II general transcription initiation factor activity; DNA binding; TFIIF-class transcription factor complex binding. Gene Ontology annotation, cellular component: transcription factor TFIIF complex; nucleus. Gene Ontology annotation, biological process: transcription initiation at RNA polymerase II promoter; positive regulation of transcription elongation by RNA polymerase II. The record is from RefSeq and is a predicted model, not a curated record.
GAACAAAGAAGGUCCUUUGUCAUCAUCGACGGAAUUAGCACCGUACGACUUUCAACCUUCCUGCGUCUGGUGGCACUUUUACUUGACCCUGACUUACCUGCCACCUAGUUACUGCAAACUCUUGCCCAGCUGCUAUAGAAUCUUCUACCACCUCGUCACAAACGCGAAACCGGCUUUAAUCUGCGCUCUGCCGGGGUGCUUGAUCCACAACUGCACCCGCCCCAGAGCCUCUGCCUUCUCCAUGACAUGCCUCCUCGAUAAGACUCCGAUACCCGGAUUGGGAAGCACCCCAGGCACUCUCUAAAUCAGUUGCGGCAUUCCAUAUAACUCAUACCUUGGUCAAUCGCCGAUAAUAUGAAUAAUUCUUCGUCCCUCCAGCCGAACGCGCCGAAGCGCGCCCCUCCUCCGCCCGGCGCGCCGCCGCUACGACGCACCAAGCCGGCAGCCGACCCUCUCGUGGCGAGGAAGAAACGAGGCCCAAAACCAGCGUUGUCACGACCACCUCCGAAACCCUCGCCGGCAUCCGGUCAGAAUCGCAUCAACGCGCCCACUGGCAGAGCUCCCAAGGAGCCCUCUUUCGGCCCAGGAUCGUCCAAAGACGAGGAGAGACUCAAGGCAUUCGAGGCGAAGCGAGCCGCCAAUGGUGGAUGGUCCCAGAAUCCGCCCGUUGAAGAUUUCAAGGAGUAUCCUCUGGUCACCACCAAGCGCGCCCUGAGGGAAGGUCUGCGCCACCAUAUCAUGCGCUUCAACCGAGCAAAGGACGACAAGCCUGCCGAUCCUACCGAUCAAGACCAAUUCCCGCGUCCCGUGUCAUUGCACCGAAGAGACCCACGGCAGCCACCGGCUGGGCGGAUGAUGGACAUCAAGGACGAACUUCCACCGUUGAACCCAGCGGAUGAGGCGGAUGCGGAGAGGCUUCGUCAGUUGAAGGCCGAGAGGGAGGCACAGCGUGCCAUCGAUAUGGCUCAGAUUGCCCCCAUUGCCAAGCCUAACGACCCAAAGCCUACCAAGCAGGUCAAGAAAGAGAAAGCCUUCUCCACGUACCGCCCCACCCAGACGGAUGAGACCAAGAAACAACAGGAGCUUCGCUACGAGGAAACGCUCCCCUGGCACUUGGAGGAUGUGGAGGGCAAGAAUGUCUGGGUGGGCUCCUAUGUUGCUGCUCUGUCCGAGGUCAACGUAGCCCUCGUCAUAAGUGGUGGAGGGUUCCGCAUGAUCCCCUUGGAGAGAUAUUACAGAUUUAAUGCGAAGCCAGCUUUCCAACGGUUUUCUCUAGAAGAGGCCGAGAAGAUGAUGGGCAAGAACGCGAACGAGGUUGGGCGAUGGGUUAUGAAGGACAAAGAGAGGGCCGAGGCGGACAAAGAGUAUCAGGACUACAGGAAGUUCCUCGGCGGGCCCGCUCGAGUCAAGAUCGAGAAUUCGAAUGCUAUACCAAAGUCGGAGAGGACGGAUGACCACGACCUCGAUAUGUCGGGGGAUGAGUUCCAGGAUGACGAUGAAGCUCCCGGUUUUGAGGCUGAUGAUGAAGACGCCCGGGACGCCAGAGAACGAGUGCGUCGUGACCACCUGGGAGCCAACAAUUUCGGCGAGGUUGAGGAGGAAGAGGUGGAUAAGGAGGAGGAAAUCGAAAAGCUCGAGAAAAUGCGCGAGAAGGUUCAGGGAAAGCGCAUACGGAGAAACCUAACCAGGUUGGAACGUGCAAUGGAGUACAGUAGCGACUCGGAUUCAGAUAAUCCAUUUGCUGAAUCUUCGUCUGAGUCGGAAGAUGAAAAAGAAAAAGAGAACGAGGACAAGAAGGAAGAAGACGGCAAGGACGGCAAAGACGGUAAAGAUGUCAAGAAACAGGGCGACGAGAAAGAGAAGCCAGCCUCCGGCGCUAAUACCAAGGGAAAUACGACGCCGUCGGGCAAGCACAAGGCCAGCGAUAUGAAGAAGAUUAAGUCUCUCAAGCGCCCCGGGUCCCCCAAUCUGUCCGAAUCUAGCGGUAACGAGUCCUCGCGCAAGAAGAAGGUGAAGAAGACGAAGGCCGCUGCCACUGCGUCUCUGAACGCCAGCCGCGCAACCACUCCACUACCGGGGCGAACAAAGAUGGCCGGUGCUACCAGUGAUGGCGAGGCAACGGCAGGCGAGGGAUCAGACGGAGGUCUGAAGCCAAAGAAGAUCAAGCUCAAGACGAGCACCGGCGCGAAGGGCACUCCCACUGGCUCGCGGGCUGGUAGCCCCGUUCCUCUCGGAAACAAACCAAAUUCUCCCUCUAAAGCCGAUACUCCACGCGGAUCGCCAGCCCCAGGAUCACCCACCGGCCCCGUCCAGGCAUGGGAAAUUGCCCAGGCGCUCGAGGCCAGGCCCGAGGGGAUAUCUCUCGGAGAGCUUCUCCGGAUGUUCUCUCAUCGCGUGGAGAGCGAGAAGCACCCGCAUUUGAUGAAGAGGCAAGAAUGGAUUGCUCUGGUUAGACAGAAUGCAUCGUAUGGCCCAGAUAAGCUGGUACGGCCAAAGGCCAACCCUGGUGCAUAAAUCUGGGGAGCCUCAUGAGGCGGCUUGAUAACAUAUCGCUGGCUUCCUGGGGAGACUCCAGCACGGGUAUGAGGUCCUUGGACUCAUGGAUGGAUGAACGGAUGGAUACUUUGGUCAAAAAGAACACAGGCAACCGAAGCAGAGUCCAUUUACAUGCAUUAAUCACGCCCUGUUUGAUAUUUGUACAUUAGGCAUAGAAUUGCCUCUUUCCAAGAUAGACUCUGCCCCGAAAUUGAGAUUCGUUCACGACUAG